Molecule: messenger RNA, 5312 nt
Organism: Zingiber officinale
Lineage: Eukaryota; Viridiplantae; Streptophyta; Magnoliopsida; Zingiberales; Zingiberaceae
Product: myosin-6-like
Exons: 39
Coding region: 342-4880 (1512 amino acids)
Biological process (GO): vesicle transport along actin filament; actin filament organization
Cellular component (GO): myosin complex; vesicle; actin cytoskeleton
Molecular function (GO): ATP binding; actin filament binding; microfilament motor activity
Source: RefSeq, a predicted model, not a curated record
GCAAUUUAGAAUUUUGAAUUGAGAACGCGUUUAAGGAUCGCGUGUUCAGGUAGACUCAAAGAGGGAGAAAUUAAGUGAACGAGGAAGAGGACGCGAAAGGCUUAGGGCGUCGGAUCAGGGAUUCCGUUCUGGUCGUCGUCUCCUCUUCGCUCUUCCCUUCGAAGCGAUCUGGAGACAUCGGACAGGGACGAGCAAGAUCUAUCUCGCUUCUAAGUGUGUCGUCGAGGGGAGCACGGGCAGGGUCAGGCAGUGGAGCUUGAGGGAACUUGCUAGUGUACCUCGAAGCUUGUAGGAGGAAGCAUCAGGGAGUACCUCUUGGCUUUGGUACCGUCGCAGCGACAAUGGCAAGAAAAUUCAGUGUAGCAGUAGGUUCACAAGUCUGGGUUGAGGAUCCUGAUGUCGCUUGGAUAGAUGGAGAAGUCUUGGAGGUCAAGGGCAGUGAGAUUAAGAUCAGCUGUAGCACUGGGAGAACGGUGACUGCUAAGAUCUCUGAUGUCCACCCUAAGGAUCCUGAAGCUUCACCUAGUGGAGUGGAUGACAUGACCAAACUUGCUUAUUUGCACGAACCAGGCGUGCUACAAAACUUGAGAGCUAGAUAUGACAUUAAUGAAAUUUAUACUUACACCGGAAAUAUUUUGAUUGCUGUCAACCCCUUCCGACGUUUGCCUCAUCUAUAUGAUCGAUAUAUGAUGGAACAAUAUAAAGGGGCAGCUUUUGGCGAAUUAAGUCCCCAUCCUUUUGCUGUUGCGGAUACUGCCUAUCAAUUGAUGAGAAAUGAGGGAAUAAGUCAAUCAAUUUUAGUAAGUGGGGAAAGUGGAGCAGGUAAAACAGAAAGCACAAAGAUGAUCAUGCGUUAUCUCGCCUUCAUGGGUGGUAGAGCUGCAUCAGGAGGGCGAACUGUUGAGCAACAAGUGCUGCAGUCUAAUCCUGUUCUUGAAGCCUUUGGAAAUGCAAAGACAGUAAGAAACAACAACUCAAGCCGUUUUGGCAAGUUUGUCGAGAUUCAAUUUGAUGAGAGGGGAAGGAUCUCCGGAGCUGCCAUCAGAACUUACCUUCUUGAAAGAUCUCGCGUUUGUCAGAUAUCUGAUCCCGAAAGAAAUUAUCACUGCUUUUACAUGCUCUGUGCAGCCCCACCAGAAGAUCGUAAGAGAUACAAGCUGGAAAAUCCCAGGACCUUUCAUUAUCUCAACCAAUCCAACUGCUAUCAGCUUGAUGGGGUAGAUGAUUCCAAGGAGUAUGAGGAAACUAAAAAGGCUAUGGACAUCAUUGGCAUCAGUUUUGAUGAACAGGAUGCCAUUUUCCGAGUCGUAGCUGCUAUUCUCCAUUUGGGAAAUAUUGAAUUCACAGAUGGACAGGAAACAGAUUCUUCUCAACCCAAAGAUGCAAAAUCAUGCUUCCAUUUGCAAACUGCUGCUGAGCUAUUCAUGUGUGAUGAAAAGGCUCUUGAAGAUUCUUUAUGUAAGCGUGUUAUUAUUACUCGUGAUGAGAACAUAAUAAAAACCUUGGAUCCAGAGGCUGCAACUUUAAGUAGAGAUGCCCUUGCAAAAGUUGUAUAUUCAAGAUUGUUUGAUUGGCUUGUAAAUAAGAUCAACAACUCAAUUGGUCAAGAUCCUAAAUCUAAGUGCUUAAUCGGAGUGCUGGAUAUAUAUGGCUUUGAAAGUUUUAAGACUAACAGUUUUGAGCAGUUCUGUAUCAACCUGACGAAUGAAAAAUUACAGCAACACUUCAAUCAGCAUGUUUUUAAGAUGGAACAAGAAGAAUAUACUAAGGAAGAGAUCAGUUGGAGUUAUAUAGAGUUUGUUGAUAACAAGGACAUCCUAGAUCUUAUUGAAAAGAAACCUGGUGGAAUAAUUGCUCUCCUGGAUGAGGCUUGCAUGCUGCCCAGAUCAACACAUGUAACUUUUGCUCAGAAACUCUACCAGGCUUUUAAAGAUCAUAAGCGCUUUAGCAAGCCAAAAUUAUCCCGUUCUGACUUUACCAUUUGUCAUUAUGCUGGUGAAGUCACAUAUAAGACAGAGUUGUUUUUAGACAAGAACAAGGACUAUGUUGUUGCUGAGCAUCAGGCUCUCUUGAGUGCUUCUAGAUGUUUUUUUGUUUCAAAUUUAUUUCCACCUCUGUCUGAGGACACUUCAAAAUCUUCAAAGUUCUCAUCAAUUGGCUUAAGAUUCAAGCAACAACUGCAAUCUCUUCUGGAAACUCUUAAUGCCACUGAGCCACACUAUAUUCGCUGUGUUAAACCCAACAAUCUUUUGAAACCAUCAAUAUUUGAGAAUCAUAAUGUUCUUCAACAACUCCGCUGCGGGGGAGUGAUGGAAGCCAUUAGAAUAAGCUGUGCCGGAUAUCCAACAAGGCGUGCAUUUUCCACAUUUGUUGACCGUUUUGGCAUUCUCGCACCAGAAGUUUUAGAUGGAAGAAGUUAUGAUGAUAUCACUGCGGCAAAGAGAUUGCUAGAGAGGGCAGAUCUCAAAGGUUACCAGAUUGGAAAGACAAAGGUGUUUCUUCGAGCUGGUCAAAUGGCUGAACUUGAUGCCCAUAGGAAGGAAGUUCUGGGAAGAUCUGCUAGCACAAUCCAAAGAAAAGUUCGGUCAUACCUUGUCCGCAGGGCUUUCAUUGUUCUUAAGAAAUCAGCCAUACAGAUUCAAACCACAUGCAGAGGACAAUUGGCAAAGCAAAUUUAUGAGAGCAUGCGUAGACAAGCUGCUGCAAUUCGAAUUCAGGCAUUUUUCCGCAUGCAUCUUGGAAGGAAUGUGUAUGGAGAGUUAUUGUCUUCGGCUAUUACCAUCCAGGCUGGUUUACGGGGGAUGUCUGCUCGUGAGGAAUUUCAUUUUAGGAGGCAGACAAAAGCUGCAAUUAUUAUUCAGAGUCAUUGUCGUCAAUACUUCGCUUCUUUGAAUUAUUCAAUGACAAAGAAAGCUGCAAUCACUACUCAAUGUGCUUGGAGAGGAAGGGUUGCAAGAAAAGAUCUGCGAAUGCUUAAACUGGCGGCUAGAGAAACUGGUGCUCUUCAAGCUGCAAAGAAUAAGUUGGAAAAACAAGUUGAGGAACUUACAUGGCGUCUGCAGUUGGAAAAACGCAUGAGGGCUGACCUUGAGGAAAAUAAAACACAAGAGAAUGCCAAAUUGCAAGCUGCUUUGUUAGAAGUGCAACAACAAAGCAAGGAGGCUAAGUCUUUGCUAGCUAAGGAGCGUGAGGCUGCCAAAAAGGCUGCUGAGCUAGUUCCUAUUAUUAAAGAGGUUCCUGUUGUUGAUACAACGCUAAUGGAUAAGCUUAGAGGUGAAAAUGAGAAGCUCAAGGUUUUGGUGAGCUCACUGGAAAUGAAAAUUGAUGAAACUGAGAAGAAGUUUGAAGAAACAAGUAAAAUUAGUGAAGAAAGGUUGAAGAAGGCCAUGGAUUCUGAGGCUAAGAUAAUUCAGUUGAAUAAUUCAGUAUUGAGGCUUAAAGAGCAACUGUCUAACAUGGAAUCUGAGAAUCAGAUUCUGCGACAGCAGACCUUAUUGCAUUCCCCUGUUAAACACAUGUCAGAGCAUUUAUCAAAUCCAACUACUCCUUCCAAACAUAAUUUGGAGAAUGGUGAUCAUCAUAUUGAAGAGCCAAAGGAACCUCAGAGUGCCCCACCAGCAUUUAAGAACUAUGAGAAUGCUGAAGCUAAGUUGAGCAAAUUGUAUGCUGAGAAACAACUUGAGAGUUUUGAUGCCCUAGUCAGUUGUGUCAGAAGAAAUAUUGGAUUUAGCCAGGGAAAACCAGUUGCUGCAUUAACCAUAUACAAAUGCCUUCUUCACUGGAAAUCCUUUGAAGCUGAGAGGACUAGUAUUUUUGAUCGUCUCAUCCAGACGAUUGGCUCUGCAAUUGAAAAUGAAGAGAGUAAUGAUCAUCUUGCUUAUUGGCUUUCAAAUGCUUCUAAUUUGUUGUUUUUGCUGCAAAAAAGUCUAAAGGCCUCGGGAGCUAAUCAACGUCAAAGACCACCUGCUCCAACAUCUUUGUUUGGGAGAAUGACCCAAUCAUUUCGUUCUUCGGCAUCUUUCAAUAACCUUGCUGUGGACGGCCUGGAUGUUGUGCGCCAUGUUGAAGCAAAAUAUCCUGCCUUGCUUUUCAAGCAGCAGCUAACAGCUUACGUGGAGAAGAUUUAUGGAAUGAUACGGGAUAAUGUGAAAAAGAAUUUGUCUUCUAUGCUUUCACUAUGUAUACAGUCCCUAAGAACAAGGGAAACAAUGUUGCGAGGCUCUGGGCGUUCAUUUGGAAAAGAAGGACAAAGUAACUACUGGAAGGCCAUUGUUGAGAGUUUAGCUGACCUUCUGAAGAUGCUGCAAGAAAACUGUGUGCCUUCUAUUCUGAUUGAAAAAAUGAACAUGCAGAUUUUUUCAUACAUAAAUGUACAAUUAUUUAACAGUUUGCUGCUUCGUCGUGAGUGUUGCUCCUUCAGCAAUGGGGAGUAUGUAAAAGAUGGUUUGGCUGAGCUGGAGUUGUGGUGUGUGAAAGCAAAACCAGAGUAUGUUGGAUCAUCCUGGGAUGAACUUAAACACAUCAGACAAGCUGUUGGUUUCUUGGUUAUAUUCCAGAAGUAUAGAAUUUCAUACGACGAGAUAGUCCAUGACCUAUGCCCGGUUCUCAGCGUGCAGCAACUUUAUAAAAUAUGCACACAAUACUGGGAUGACAACUACAACACAAAGACUGUUUCUCCAGAGGUUCUUUCAAGAAUGCAAGUACUGAUGGCAGAGGAUUCUAACAUUGCCGAAAGCAGUUCCUUCCUGUUAAAUGAUAACUCCAGCAUUCCUUUCUCAGUUGAUGAUAUGUCUAGUACUCUACAAGCAAAGGAUUUCUCAGACGUCAGAUCAGCAGAGGGACUCAUUCAGAACCCAGCCUUCCAAUUUUUGCAGGAAUGAGACUUUGUGUUUGCGCGAAAUUCUCCUGAACAUGUCGACCAUGUUCGUCAGUUGCAAAAAUGUUAUAAAUUCAUUCUUUGUCAAUAUAUGUUUUCCCACUCCAUGUCAAAUAGUAAAAAAAAAUUGAGUUCAUAGAUGUCUAGAAUUGUUCGAGUGAGUCGGGGAGUGAGCAUCAAUCUCCCAUUAGGUCCUUGUCUUUGGUGUUUUAUAAAGGCAGCAUUCUUUGGUCCUAGAUUAUUUGUUCAGUUCAGAGAAGGAACAGGAACAGGUCACUCAGUACUCCUGAUGUCAUAUAUGAUAUAGAUGCAAAGCAACAAUCUAUAGGGGAAAGUAUUUAGAUUGAUUCUUUUGUUUUGAUAACUAAGCCAAUUGAUUAUAUUUUUGUGACAAUAAUUCAUUUUUGUGGUCUGUCAAUGAGAUAUGUUUAUACUA